This is a messenger RNA of Athalia rosae (coleseed sawfly), 6868 nucleotides long. It is a transcript of the gene Sirt1, whose product is annotated as NAD-dependent protein deacetylase sirtuin-1. NCBI's taxonomy places the organism in Eukaryota, Metazoa, Arthropoda, Insecta, Hymenoptera, Athaliidae. The coding region runs from base 301 to 2823 and encodes 840 amino acids. The record is from RefSeq and is a predicted model, not a curated record. The transcript is spliced from 11 exons. Gene Ontology annotation, molecular function: NAD+ binding.
AAAUUUUAUUAUUUGACAAUUUUGAUAAUCAACAGUCCUCGCAACCCUAUACAAAAAUUGCUAAUUUUGUGUUGUCCGUGGAAAACAGUUGUAUUUGUCGUAUUUCUCAUACAAUUUCGGUGUAAAUUUCAUUCUUUGAUUGUCAGUCUUUCGCGGGAACUGGGGUCAGUGACAGAAAAGACCUCUCUCAGUACGAAGUAGUCAAGUGACGUUCACAGAUGGCAGCUGAAGUUUCACAAACAAAAGAUAACACGAAUUUGACGUUUCGCAGAGCGCGCGAAAUUAUCUGUCAGAUAUGAGAUGGAAAAAUUUUGGUUCUGGCUAAAUAUAAGAAAAAUGGAGUUGUUUCCUACUGUUUUGUUCUUAUGUUCACAUAGCUUUUACUCCACAACUUUGCAAACAAUGAAGAGCAAAAUAAUCUUGUUAAAUGUGGCAGAACUUUGGAAACAACCAUUCGUUAUGAAUUUAUUGAUUAACUUACAAAAAACUUUGGGUGGUGAUAGUGGCUUCACAGAACUUAGCGACGGAACAAAAUCUACACCAACUACACCAGAGAUCAAUCAUACAACAACCACUCCUCGUACAGAUUCCACAAGUGAAGACACUGGCUAUCCACCAGACACAGCAGAUGAAAAGGACGACGUGUCAUCGACCGUGUCGAAUUUGUCUGAGUUAUCUGGGCUUUCAGAGCUUUCAGGAGAGACAGAAGACGGACCGCAGUGGAGACCUGUGUCUGCGUGGGUUCAAAAACAAAUGCUGACAGGGGCUGAUCCUAGGGAUUUACUUCAUCAUCUCCUCAUGGAUUCUACACAGAUCCCUGAACAGGUUGAUGAUCUCACCUUAUGGAAGAUCAUUUUAAAUAUGAUGUCAGAACCGCCGAGAAGACAGAAACUUAGGCACGUAAAUACACUCACAGACGUGGUGAGGCUGAUUAAAGGUAGCCGAAAGAUAAUUGUUUUGACCGGAGCAGGUGUUAGUGUGAGCUGUGGCAUUCCCGACUUCAGGAGCAGAGAUGGCAUUUACUCUAGACUAGCACAGGAUUUCCCUGAUUUGCCUGAUCCACAAGCUAUGUUCGAUAUAAAUUACUUCGGGCAGGAUCCGCGACCGUUUUUUAAAUUCGCCCGCGAAAUAUAUCCCGGUCAAUUCAAACCCAGCCCCUGCCACAGGUUUAUCAAAAUGUUGGAUAAGUACAAGAAACUACUUAGAAAUUAUUCACAAAAUAUAGACACAUUGGAGCAGGUGGCCGGGAUCGAAAAUGUAAUCGAAUGUCACGGAUCCUUCGCAACCGCGUCAUGUACAAGAUGUAAAUAUCAAGUUAGAGCAGAUGAUAUAAGAGAAGAAAUCUUUGCCCAAAAAAUUCCAAUGUGUCCAAAGUGUAAAGCAAAUACCUUACCUUCCAUUACAGAAAUAGAUCCGAAUGAUAAUUACAGAGAUCUAGUCACCCAGGGUAUAAUGAAGCCAGACAUUGUAUUUUUUGGAGAAGGCCUCCCAGACGUAUUCCACGAUGCAAUGGCAAAGGACAAAGAUGAUUGUGACUUACUGAUCGUGAUCGGUUCGUCCUUAAAAGUACGACCGGUAGCACUGAUCCCAUCUUCCAUUCCCUCACAUGUACCCCAAAUUCUCAUAAAUCGCGAACCGCUUCCACAUUUAAAGUUUGACGUAGAAUUACUCGGCGACAGUGAUGUCAUCAUCAAUCAGCUAUGUCAUUUAAUGGGGGACAAUUACAGUGAAGUGUGCUGGCAAGACAAUCUUUUAAAAGAAGCUGCACAACUUUUACCAUCUCGUUAUACAGCCGACGACUCCUGGGAGCAGAGCCAAGAUAACACAACUAAUCAUGAAUUUUCCCAAGACGGCGUUGUGCUCGAUUUGAAACCGCAUCAUGUGUCGUCUGAAAGUCAAGACAGCCUAAUGAUCAAUGCUAAUACAACACCGAAACACCCCGAAAAUACAGAUAUCUGUAUCUCACCCUUUCAUGCGGGUCAUAUGGAAAAUCCGGACGGGUUUACUCUGCUUGGUGAAAGUCCUAAACGUAGAUUAGGUGAUUCUAGUGUCGAGAGUAGCCCUAAGAGAAUGAACUUUGGGAGUAAUUCUCAUUCGGAAUUUAGUGAAUCGCUACGGCCAUCUGAAAGUGUCAAUUCCAGUAAACGAGAGUUGGCCUCGCGUAACGAUCGGUUGAUAUCGGUUGAAUCGACCUCGGAAAAUAAUGGACAGAUUUUAAAUUUGGAAGAAUGCCACGUUGUUCCAAGACUCUUGAACUCAAGUUCUUCCACCACAAGUGAAUCAGCCGGUGAAUCACCAGUUUCUACAGUUGCUUCCUCGGCUCCGUCUACGAAGAAUAAUUCAUCUGCAUCAAUCGAUCGUGAUAUUAUUGACUCUGACAGAAUAAACGUGAAGCCAAGACACGUGUCAAUUGAUUCCGCAAUGGAUUCCGGUAUGGGUGAUAGCUGUAAUAGCGUAGAUAGCUCGGAAGAAAAAACUGCUACUGAUUCCAAUGAGGAAGAAGACAUGAAACAAAAUGAUUUCGAAAGGCGCUGUUGGCAAGCUAAAAUUAAAGAGAGUCUCGCAUCACGUUUACCAGAAAAUUCAUACUACCAAGCAACAGCUGGAAGGUAUAUUUUUCCUGGAGCAGAGGUCUACUCCGAUCCAGAAGACUACGAUCAUUGUUCUCUUUCCGCUAAUUCCGACAGCUCUGAAAGUGACAGUGAUUCUUCAUCUGAUGACGGAGAAGAAACCUGUGCCGAUGAGGAGUUUUCGGAGGGCGCAGAUAUUGAUGGAGAGGAGGUUGACUGGGCAAGUACUCCAUCUAAAGAAAUUCAACGCUAGGUACGGACUGAUCCUAGACUGAAUAGUCAAUUUUUACUUCACCUACCUCGGCAUACUUGAUCAAAGGUGAAUUUACUUACUAGUGAGAAAAAUUUGGUCACAGUCUUAUGCAGAGCAGGGGUAUCACUGUUGAAAACAUUCUAUAGUUUUUCAAACUUCUUAAUGAUGGAGAAUUAUAGGCAGGACGCCGAUUUCUCAGGCCGGUCAUUGAAACUAGGUAUCAGGAAGACAUGUGUACGAAGAUUUGCCAAAUUGGAGUAUAGCGUAAAUUUAGUAUCUGGUCAAGUAAAUCUGAAUCAUUAACUUCUGUUCGUUAAUUAGGUAAUAGAAUGGCAACGAUUCCAUAUUUUAAAUCAUUACCCAGUUAAAGAUGGUAGCCCUUUCCCGGGUGGAGGAUACAAGAAAUGAAAAGCGUAGUUCGAUCCCAUAUGAUUAUCAGAAAUCGUGGAGAAGAUUAUGUUCUCAAAAAAUUCAGUUUGCAGUAUUUACAUUCGCGAAGAUCUAAUUCCACGUAUAUUAGGCUCUAUUUCUUUUAUUUCGUGAGACAUGUUCACACAAGAUAAAGUUCAAAAUCCAUCUGAGUUAACCAGACCCCGUUUAGUGUCAACAGAUCACCGAUCGAAUUGACAGUUACUAUGAUUUCUAGAAUUUUUUCAACGGCAAUCCAUUCGGUUGAAUAAUAAUUGCAUUAUUGAGUUCUUCGAACGUGGUGUUAGAUCCUUGCUGAACUGUAGCAAGAUAAAAUCUCACGCGAACCGCUCAUUGAGUAUGGCCGUGUCGGCAAGCGAGAUUUCAAGGGAUUGUAAGUUCGAUGUAUUUGAUGUUAGUCAUAAAUGUUGUUUAUUUAUCUAUGUGAAUAUCUGUAAAUAUCGGUUUGCUAACAUCUAUACUUCGUUUUGUUAAGAUAAUAUACAGAACAGUUACAGCAUAUUUUAUUUCCCGUUAGUUAUUUAAUCGCUGUAAAUAUAUCGGUUGAUUGCAUGUUAAUAAUAAAUAAUUCAUUCAAUAAUUUAAACGCUUCAAACUUCACGUAUUCUGUCAUCAUAAAAUAAUCUAUUUUACUAAUGGCAAAUAUGCAGUUAUUACAUACAUACGAUAUAAAUAUAGGUAUAGAUAUUAAGCUCAUUUAUAUGAAUACAAUGAUUAGUUAGAAAUAAAUGGAGCGAAAAAAACAAGGACAUAAAAUCAAGAAUAAUGUGUGCGAAUUGGUAAGAUUGUUACAUGGAGCUUUCGGAUAUAGAUUAUUAGUUAUUACUGUAGUAAUUAAUUAUUCAGUUAUGAAAAUCCUCACGAGUCCUGCUGAACGCUAAAAUUUAUCGAGAAAUUCGGUCUCAAUGUACAUUUAAUUCAACUAUCACGUAAAUAAUUUCUUUAAAAUUAUUAUAUUAUCAAAUACUUGAGAAUAACUGACUUUUAUGUCUAUAGAAAAUUUCUAAGCCGAUUUUUAUACGUCAGAGGUUAACAUUCAUACAUAUUUUAUAGAUAACAAUGUUAUUAAAAGACUUCUGAGCGUUUGUAUCUGUGAAACUUUGAAAUCGAUCUAAACUACAAGAGAACUUUGAUUUUCAGCCAUUAUCAAAAUACGACUGGACAACCGACUAUUUCGAUAUUUUGCUAUUCUCAUAGUAUGUGCUUUAUCAAUAAAUUCUCUCAUUCAACAUAAUGCGGAUUACGGCGAGUUGCAAUGGUGUUGGGAGAACGUGUUGAGCUCGCUAACAAUAAGUACGGUUUUCAGUUUAAUUGGAGCACGGGCGAAUGUACAAAGCAAUGUUAGAUAAUCCUUUCAUUGCGUGUUAUUUUUAUAAGAGUGAACGAACUUUAGCUUAGCAGUUUGAAUUAGUGAUAAAGGCGACAAUUUUGACAAAAUAUACUAUUACUAUUAACCCUAUCAACCAUUGUAACGUGUUUUCGUAAUAGUAAUUAUUUCGCGUUGUUAUAAAAUCUGUUGAAAUACUAAAAUUUACUACUUCGAAGAUUUCAUAUAAAACGCUAAUUAUUUUGUCACAAUUGUUGCAAAAAAAUAAGGUUUAUACAUACAUAAGAAACAAUGAGGUUGUGUGCAAGUAUAUUAUAAAUCAAAUAAGUAUAAUGUCAAAUACACAUACCUGUAUUCAUUAAUAACUAAUGAUAAAUAUAAUAAUAGUAAUAAUUACUAUAUUAACGCUAGUUAUAUUAAUAAUUGAUAGUAAAAUUCUUGGAAAUAUAAACACGGAAAUUAAAUUUUUUCAUGGGUUUAAAAAGAAGCGAGAUUAUUAGGUUUAAAAAUUGAGCUUCAACUAUCUGUUUAAUGCAUAGAGUGUACGUGAGGUGCUUUUGAUUUGCUGCACUUAUGUGAUUAAGAAGUUCAUUAUAAAGAAUCCGAGUACGUAUGUUUGUUGCCUACAUGAUAAAGUAACAAAGUGAAUUACCUAUUUAUUACAUCGGUAUUGGCGACUAGAUAAUGACUAACUAAAAAUUUUUUCUCGUAAAAGAAUUAAUAAAAUAUUUUAUACCAUUAGACGAAAGUUAUUUUACCGCUUUGUACAUAUAGCUUUAUUUAUCAUUUUGUUACUCGGUUUAACUUAGAUGGGAAAAAGAUCAAAUUUAGGUGUUACCUAUUUGAAACUUUUUUUUCUUCCUAUUUAUUAAAAUAGAAAAAAUUAUACAUGCAUAUAUAUAUAUAUCUAUAUUUAUAUAUGUAUAUAUAAUAUAUUAUAUAUAAAUAUAUCUGAAAUAGGUGUAAAUAAAAAACUGGAAGUAAUAGUGUUCUUGAAACUUCACAUUUUCGUUUUCAUUCUUUCAUAAACUUUGUUCCUUUAUAAUUAAAAUCGAUGUAUAUGACGUAUUGCUCAAAAUUAAUAUCCAAUUUCACGCUGUUUUAAGUUGUCAUUUCGUUUGUUUUUCCUUUUUUUUUUUUUUUUGUCGAUAGAAAUUCAAAAUGGAACGAAAAUUAAUUAUUUCAUCCCCGUGAGGCAAAUGCAAAAUUGUGAGAGUUCAACGAGCGUGCCAACUCAUUCGUUUCAUCUCACGUUUCAUCAUAGUUUAAGGGUAGUGAAUUUUUGUAUUUGAAUCUAUCACUUGUAAAUACUUAUAAAUCUAAUAUUUAAUAUAACCAGAACUUCGUAGCGAUGACUGGAAUUUGAAAGCUAUUUUUUAUUUUCUACUACAAUUUCCGUUUUACCUAUGAUGAAUCGUUGUUUUCAUUUUCUCCUAAUUUUUAAGGAAGAUUUUACAUUUCAGCCAGUCUCGCAUAAUCGCAAUAAGGAACUUCUGACUUCUUUUAUAUAUGGUUUGUUAUUUGAUGUAAAGAAUGUUGAAAAAAAUAUUCUCUUUAUUAUAAAUGUUGUAAGAAUUUUUUGUUUAUUUUCGUAUUACUAACGCAUAAGCUUACCUCGUAAAUUAAAAUUAAACAUUUUUCUAUGAUAAUCAAUAGCAUUUGUUUAUUCUGAUGGCACCUUGUUAUAAAAUAUGAAGCAACACUAUGAGAAAAAAAAUAUACAAACAUAUAUAUACAUAUACCAUAAGUAUAAAAUUAUUUACGAAGUAGAACAAUAGCGCCUGCUGUGUAUCUCAAAAUAGUAUCAACCAUCCCUUAAAUUCUGUACAAACAGAACAAAUAAAUCGAUCUAUUUCUUUACCAUACUUGACAGAGGAGUUUUCAUAAUUUCGUAACUUGAAAAACGAAGGGUCAAUGUUUCAGUAAUUUUUUUUUGGUUUCAGGACAACUCGUUCAUAAUUUCGCCAUCGAAUUCCUCUCGAUAUUACUGUAUGUAUAUGCGGUCACACAACUCUAUGUUUCCAAUUUUUUCCGAUAAUAAUAACAUCGACUAUAAUCAGAUGGAAUUAUGAAUUUCCGAUAGAAAAGCAUUAAACUAAUUGUUGCAUAAACUCAAAUUAAAAAUUUACCUCAAUAUUCUCGCCCGUAUGUAAGAAAGUACAAUAUAAAUUGAAUGAAAAAUCAGUGACAAAAAAAAAGGAAAAUGAGAAUAAAGAUAGAGAAUUAUGUACAAUAAAUGACUGACUCCGUGAAAGCAGGUGUGCACUACAGGGAAGGGGAAAUAUGAAU